Molecule: messenger RNA, 1246 nt
Organism: Actinia tenebrosa (Australian red waratah sea anemone)
Lineage: Eukaryota; Metazoa; Cnidaria; Anthozoa; Actiniaria; Actiniidae
Product: DNA-directed RNA polymerase I subunit RPA49
Biological process (GO): DNA-templated transcription
Molecular function (GO): DNA binding
Source: RefSeq, a predicted model, not a curated record
UCCAGAAUCCAAGAUGGCGACUGCGAAGCUUGAAUAUGUGCCUCUAGAAAAAGAAGGUUUACAACCUCUUGUAGUGCAGUUUACGAAUGGUUGUUUGAAAGCUGGACGUAAAGGGACGAAGAAAGAUGGUAUUAAUUUUUCUUAUUAUCGAUGGAAAGACUCAUCUGAUAUUAGAAAGAAACACAGGAGAACAUUGACAGCUAAGGCAGAUCACAUGGAAUAUGUCGGGCAGAACUUUGGACAGUUUGCAAGAGUGAACAAUUUGUGCAAAUACCUAGUUGGUGUCCUUGAUAAAGAUAGUGGCAAGAUGAAAAUCUAUGAUUCACAGUUGUUUAUGAUGCAGCCUAAAGUAUUAGAAAAAGCUGCAGCAUCUUCACCAAAUGAUGAAGUGGAUGGRAAAAAAGAGUUAUCUUUUAUUGAAAAAUCUGAUCGCUUAACUGAAGCUUUCGGAAGCAGUAAAAAGAAAAGAUCUGUUGCCUCRAGAAAGAAAAAUCUUAUAGAUAAAGAUGACCUAGACAGUACUGUUAUGGAUGCAGUGCAAGGAGAAUUAAUGAACCUGUCUCAAGAAGAACAAAAAACACCAACCACAGAACAGUCAUCUACCAUUCCACCUUUCAACAUUAAAGCAGAAACCCCUUCUGAAGUUUACRAUUUGGAUGACAUUAUCACCCCUGCUGAAUAUGAUGUUCUUAGAAAAUUGUCCAAGGAGUUGGAAGGGGCUAAUAAGGAGCUAAUAGAUCAGUGGAGACAACAGAAGAGAUUUCCAGAGUACAUCUUACAGCAUCUUGCAGUAAUGCCCUUGAAUUCAUCUCAACGAGCUCACAGAUCAUGCUUGUUGUUGUACUUAUCAUAUAUGAUUCRAAUGUAUCAACUAAAGUAUAGUGCUUUAAGAAAGAAAGAUCCACUUCAUGGGUACCCUGACAAAAUCCAAGAAAGACUGUUGUCUACUUUCACUCUUGAAAGUCCACAGCAUUCAAAAAAUGGCAGAUUGAUUCCAAAAAGACUUAAAGACAGGCUGCUAUCUUACAUUCUAGUUCURGCUCUCAUCAUUGAUGAAUUUGUUAUGGAUUGUAURGUCAUAGCAAAAGAUCUAAAGAUGGAUCCCAAAAAGUAAGAUUAAAACAAAUUGCCUAGCAAUCCUGUUAACGGUGCAUUCUCCACAAUUCAAUUAAGCUAUUCAAUAAUACUAGACACCCAGUAAAAACCCCACUCAUAUUUUUCAUAUGAACUAUACACCCAGGAUCUC